AUGAAUGAUGAAGGGAUUUCAGCUUCAAUUCCUCUGUUAGGGCAUUAUAGCUGUCAAAAAUCAAGACAAUUGUUUGGAAGUGAUAAGAAUGUGUUAUCAGAUAAACAAGAUUCUCUUCACUGCAAUGAUCAAGCGUGGCGACGUCCUUCCCUUUCCCAGGUGGUUGAAGAGAUCAAAGCGCUUUAUACCAUAGCUUUUCCUAUGAUCAUCACCGGCCUACUCAUAUAUGGAAAAUCUGCCAUAUCUAUGCUUUUCAUGGGAAAAUUAGGGAAAGAGGCUUUAGCAGGAGGGUCUCUCUCCAUUGGCAUAGCAAACAUCACCGGCUACUCUGUCAUUUCCGGCCUUGCUAUGGGCAUGGAGGCCAUCUCAUCUCAAGCCUGUGGAGCCAAGCAAUGGCCUCUCAUGGGCCAAACCCUUCAACAAACGAUAGCAAUUCUCAUCUUGGCAUGCAUACCCAUUUCUCUUCUAUGGCUAAACUUUGAACCUGUCCUUAUCUUCUGUGGCCAAGACCGAGCCAUCUCUUCAAUUGCCUCCACUUACCUUGCAUUUUCACUACCAGAUCUACUCCUUCAAUCUUUCAUUAACCCUCUCAAAAUCUACCUAAGAACCCAAAACAUAACCCUCCCACUCAUGCUCAGUUCAGCUUUUGCACUAGCUCUUCAUGCCCCUAUCAGUUAUAUCCUUGCUUAUCGUUUCAGCCUUGGCAUUCAAGGCAUUGCUGUUGCAGUAACCAUAACAGACUUGAAUCUUCUCGCAGCCCUUUUUCUUUACCUUUGCUUCUCUGGCACCUGUAGAAAGUCAUGGCAAGGCUGGUCCCUUCAAUGCUUCGAUGAAUGGAAGCCAAUUCUUAGCCUAGCCAUCCCUAGUUGCAUCUCUGUGUGCUUAGAAUGGUGGUGGUAUGAGCUUAUGAUAGUCCUGUCAGGACUCCUUGCAAAUGCGCCGGAGGCAGUUGCCACUAUGGGAAUUCUAAUACAAGCAACUUCUCUAGUCUAUAUCUUCCCUUCGGCACUUAGCCUUGCCGUGUCAACUCGAGUUGGCAAUGAGUUAGGGGCAAACCAGCCCAACAAAGCCAAAACGUCCUCUAUAAUCGCAUUAUCAUGUGCCAUUUUGAUGAGUAUUAUCGCCAUGUUUUUCAUGAAAUCAAUGAGGCAUGCUUGGGGGCAACUUUUUACAACUGAUAAAGCCAUAUUGUCACUAACAGCAACUGCAAUGCCGGUGGUUGGGCUCUGUGAGCUAGGGAACUGCCCACAGACCACCGGUUGUGGGGUGUUGAGGGGCAGUGCUAGGCCAACUCUUGGUGCCAACAUAAAUUUGGGUUCCUUCUAUGGUGUUGGAUUGCCUGUGGCUAUGUUGAUGGGUAUCGCUAUGGGUUUGGGCUUGUUCGGCCUCUGGUUGGGCUUACUAGCAGCCCAAGCUGUUUGUGCUAUUGUCAUGCUGGUGGUGUUAACAAGAACAGAUUGGAAACUGCAGACAAAUCGUGCCAGAGAGCUUACUGGUACUGAUUGUGAGGGUGAAGCAGAGAGUAAAGCCCUCGAUGGAUCAAUCUCAAUCAUACUAGUUGAUUAG
Dovyalis caffra is the source of this 1566-nucleotide messenger RNA. The record is from the annotation of a GenBank genome assembly. NCBI's taxonomy places the organism in Eukaryota, Viridiplantae, Streptophyta, Magnoliopsida, Malpighiales, Salicaceae.